UUAUCACUAACACCCUAGAGAGUUGUACACAAAUAUGUGGUGCAGGAGUGUUCCCAUGGGGCAGCUGGGGAGGGCUUUUUCGCCAUUAGUUCCACCACCGUCCACUGGUGGCUCAACCGCCGGAUAUCAGGGUAGAGGGGGGCGGCCAAUUGCUUCGGAAAACAACCAUCCGUGUGAAUUGGGGUCGGAUAAUUCAGGUUGUUGUGGGGAGUGUUUCGCUAAGCGGGCAUCAAGAACACCAACGCAAGAAGCUGACCUAACUUGUCCUCCAAUCCUCUGGGCUCUAAUGCUGUGUUUCCUGGUAAUGGGUACACCGCAAUCUACGGUGCAAAGGAGCAAAAUAAUUCUGCAGUUCUGGAGCCAAACCAGGAUUCUACCAUGCAAAUAGAGAACUGGGCAUCCACGGGAGAAAAUACACUGGACACUAGAAAGUCGGCGACUGACAUCAGCAUAGGCUAUGAGCUGAGAUAUCCGAACUGUUGUGUUCAUGACAACAAUCAUCGUUAUCAGGGAGUGUAUGAUAAACUACAGCUGCGGAUUUAUAUAUUUGUCUUUACUUUAUGCCUGGGAAGUGGGAUUGAGAGUUGAAUAUGCUGAUUUUUUCAGUCUCUGCUGCCUUUAGGUGUUGAACUUUUUUCGUAUUGAAAUUGUGCAUCAAUUUCCUGAAAUGAGAACCAUAGUUUUAGCAACUUUUUGCUGUGCUUGUUUUUUAUUUGUGUGGAGUGGAGAUAUACCAUAUUAUUUGUUAGAAAUUUUGGAAUAUGAUAGCCAAAUUAGCUCUAUCCUGAGGAGGUUUGUAUGACCAUGUUUUGGCCUUUGUGACAAACCUGGCUUGGGAGUACUUUUACUUUCAGAUUUUUUAGAAAUUUUCUUGAUGUGUUCAGACAUGACGCUAAAACAUGAUUUAACUGGUUUUAGUGCGCGGUGUUUUAACAAGUUAAGAAAAUUGACCUUUAUUGACCAUGUUGGUAGGUAGCAUGUAUCGAAGUGAUUCUUGCACAAAAUUUGCGUACAGAACUUUCGUGCUCAUUGUUUCGACUAGAUUCUUUAAGAGAUCACUAGAAAUUACUACUUCUCUGUCCAGGUUACUGCUUUUCCUUUUCCGUAUCUUUGUGAUUUCCUCCCACUCAUAUUUUUGCAGAAAUCCAUGAUGCAAAUCAAGCCUCCGGGAAUCAACCUAAACCAGGCAACCAAUGUAUGUAUUUAGCAGUUCUUCAUUUCAGUUGCUGAAAAACAGUGCCUCAGUUUUGGGAGCAACCAGCUGGCAUAUAGUAACAUAUUCCAACUGCAUCUGUUUGUCAAUGUCAUUUAUUUUAGCUAUUCCAGUAUCUGGCAGGAAAUGCAUAAUUAAGGUUUCAUCUCUCUCUCUCUCUGGACAAGGAGCGAGUCAGACUCCAAAUUCUUUAUAUUAGAUCCAUGUUGAAGUCUCUGUCUCUCUCAUACGCACACAAUCACACCCCUACACGAAGACACCCACACACCCCUCUACUGUUUUUUUUCUAUAACUUCUAAUAUCUCCAGUCACAAACACUUCAAUAUUCAGCCCUUGGCACAUAAAGUCUGCAUAAAUUAUCAAUUUUCCUAAUGCUCAUCCAUAUUUUAGUUUGCACCUCUUCCAUUUGUGGGGCUCACAUUGAGUUUAAAAUUACUAGUACAAUUCUAUGUACACAUUUGCUGAGAAAUUUCUUGACGGCCUUUUAAUUGCUUGAGACUCAAGUAUCUAAAUCGACACGGGCAGAAUGAGGUUUAAAAAUUAAGAUAUAGUGUACUGCUCAAUUACAUCACUGGCUGUAUAAAAAGAGACAAAAAAAUGUUCUCUCACAGGAGAAGAAGAAGAAGAAGACACCCUUGAAGGUAUUUUGCAGGGGAUGAUGAUGGCAAGAGUAGUUGCACUUAUAUUCCACCUCUUGUUUCUUGUCCCCAAGUUUCUCUCAACCAUGACAAAAUCUAGUUUCGUGGUUUUAUUCUUCUUUAUUAAUUUACUUUUCAUAGCAAUCUGGAUGGGGGGUCUGAAAUCUUCUGUUCAAGAUUGUGAUUCAUUCUCCUAUCUUCCACCUUUAUUUGUGGAAGCAGAGUAUCAAUUACCAGAGGAAUUGAAAGACGAAGAUUCCAUUGUUCAUGACAACGAUGAUUUUCUCCCUCGUUUGGUACUCGUAGAAUACAAAAAGGAAGAACCCUUGUUGCUCGUAUAUUCUGAUGAUGAUGGUGAUGGUUUUCACGGUUACGAUGGUUACGAAGAGGAUAGCGAUGACAGUGGUGGUGACAACGAUGACGUUGAUAGUGAAGACGAGGGACUGGAGGAUUUAAAGAGGUUCGAAGAAUUCAUAGCCAAACAAAAAGGGAAUUGGAGGGAGGAGUUGCUCAAUGACAAGUUACUUUGCGUAACAGCAGGUACAUAGCAAAGAUACAAAAAAAUACAGUGCUCUUGUCUUGCACACAUAUACAGAAUACAAACAUGUAUGUAAAUAGGGGUUUUUCUCUUUCCCCGCCCCCCUUUUUUUUUAAUAAGGAGCAAGGGAUUUCAAUUCAAGGUCUGUAUCACUUUGCACAGCAGCAGCUAAAUACAAGCAAAGAAAGUAUGUACAAAAUACAUACAUGUGACCCAACACGUCCUUCUUUCCCGGCAACGAAACGAGAUUUUCGGCCAGUUCCCCUUCGAUCUAUAUGUGUGUACAUAGAGGGGUGUUCUCUUUCCCUUUGUUUUCAUGUGGGGAGUUGGGGAUUUCACUCAGUAUCUGUAUAUGUCCCUUUCGUUUGUGGACAAUUGUAAGACUCAACCCAAAAGUGUAUCUUGUGUCACCAGAUAUGAAAGCUGCAAUUUUUUUUU
Molecule: messenger RNA, 2827 nt
Organism: Rhododendron vialii
Lineage: Eukaryota; Viridiplantae; Streptophyta; Magnoliopsida; Ericales; Ericaceae
Exons: 2
Coding region: 1869-2399 (176 amino acids)
Source: RefSeq, a predicted model, not a curated record